This is a messenger RNA of Odontomachus brunneus, 1983 nucleotides long. It is a transcript of the gene STUB1, whose product is annotated as E3 ubiquitin-protein ligase CHIP. Gene Ontology annotation, biological process: cellular response to misfolded protein; positive regulation of proteolysis; proteasome-mediated ubiquitin-dependent protein catabolic process. Gene Ontology annotation, cellular component: cytoplasm; Z disc. The transcript has 4 exons. Gene Ontology annotation, molecular function: ubiquitin protein ligase activity; protein-folding chaperone binding. Bases 165 to 1049 code for a protein of 294 amino acids. The record is from RefSeq and is a predicted model, not a curated record. NCBI's taxonomy places the organism in Eukaryota, Metazoa, Arthropoda, Insecta, Hymenoptera, Formicidae.
AUGCGCGUUGUAUCAAAGUCGAUGACUUACGGAUGCAAAAUGAAACAUCAGGCGUCUGGAGUUUGAGGUUAGACAAAGAAUAUCGCGAUCAUUGUUCCCCGUAUUCGGGUUCUAUCGCGAAUAAUCUACUGUGCAUGUAGUGUGACGUGACACCGGCCGCCAAAAUGAGUAAAAUGUAUUCCACGGCGAAUCUGUCCGACAAGGAACUGAAGGAACAGGGGAACCGUCUCUUCAGCCUCCACAAGUACGAGGACGCAGCUAAUUGCUACACGAAGGCGAUCAUAAAGAAUCCAGAUCAGGCAUUAUAUUUCACAAAUCGGGCACUGUGUCAUCUGAAGCUGAAACGAUGGGAAUCUGUAUGCCAGGACUGCAGACGUGCCUUAGACAUAGAUCCCUGUCUGAUGAAAGGUCACUUCUUCUUGGGACUGGCUCUUCUGGAAUUGGAACUCUAUGAUGAAGCCGUGAAACAUUUGCAAAGAGCUGUAGAUUUGGCAAAGGAGCAAAAGCUGAACUAUGGCGAUGACAUCACCAGCGUAUUGCGACAAGCCCGUAAACGACGCUUUCAGAUGAGGGAGGAACAGAGGAUCGCCCAAGACAUAGAGCUGCAGACUUACUUGAAUCAGCUAAUUAUAGAUGACGCAAAGCGCAGCUUAACGACUUUGCAGGAGCAGGAGCCGACCAAGGACUCUGACGUGGAGACAAGCUCAACCGAAUUCGCCAGCAAAAAAGAGGAGAUAGAAGAAAAGAAAGAUAGCUGCAUAUCGCGACUAAACGAUCUUUUUGCCAAGGUCGACGAGAGGAGGAGGAAAAGGGAAGUACCCGAUUAUUUAUGCGGCAAGAUCAGCUUCGAGAUUCUUCAGGAACCGGUAAUCACACCCAGUGGGAUUACAUACGAACGGAAGGAUAUCGAGGAGCAUCUUCAACGGGUCGGUCACUUCGACCCGGUGACUCGUGUGCGCUUGACACAGGACCAGCUGAUUCCGAACUUGGCGAUGAAGGAAGUGGUUGACACUUUCUUGCAGGAGAACGAAUGGGCUUUACAUUACUGAUGUCGAUACGUAGUUUACUGCCGUGCAAUUUAAGUUAAGAUGGCAAUCCUUGACGAUGGAAGAAGAUAAUAGUUUUGAAUGAGGAUUUUUCUCACGAGGAUAUGAUAUAGAGAUUAAAACAGAAAUCUCAAGGAUGUAUAAUAGUAGAAUGUACAUGUAAAGGAUUCGAAAUAUUUUGUUACCGUUAAAUAUUUUUCCGGAGGACGCUAUAUAAGAAGCGGAAACACUUAUUCUCACAGUACGUAAGUACGUGCGUUAGCGAGUAAUUAAUUAAUUAAUGUAAAGAUCUUGUAAACAUCACAGAAGAUAUAUUGGUUCUCUGAAUAUUACAUUUAACAAUUAGUUUUAUAUGUAUUUCCAUUUAGCUUCUUUCCGUCAGUAAUCUCUGGUCCGCAAAAAUUCGAUUAAUUCUCGCAAUAUGUAGUUAUAUUUGAUAAAAACUUGAAAUUGGAGUGUCAAAGGAUUAAGUGAGAGACAAGAGCUAAUGGAGAGUUCUAAUUCGCAGUGGCUAGAAGAGAAAUAUAGAAUAUACUUACGAAAUGUUCAUAUAUAUAUGUAUGUGUGUAUGUGUGUAUAUAUAUAUAUAUAUAUAUAUAUAUAUAUAUAUAUAUACACACAUAUAAUACAUACACACAUAUAUAUAUACAUAGUGUAUAAUUUUUGUUUUAUCAUUAACAAUAAAUUAUUUAUUUUCUAGCCGAAAUCGCUCGUAUUAUUACCAUACAUUAAAACGAAAUACGUGUUUCUUUCAUUUUAGUAUAUUUAUAUCAAUACUGAAAAGAAAAGACUAAAUCCACUCAAGGUAUUUAUUUCAACAUUCAACUGACAACAAUAUAUUCAUAUAUGUAUAUAUAUAUAUAUAUAUAUAUGUACAGUUUUACGUAUACGCAAUAUCAUUGUAUAUAUAUAUAUAUCGCAAUCGUCGCAAUCGUAC